Messenger RNA from Amphiprion ocellaris (clown anemonefish), 2913 nucleotides. It is a transcript of the gene efcab7, whose product is annotated as EF-hand calcium binding domain 7. Gene Ontology annotation, molecular function: calcium ion binding. Bases 251 to 2125 code for a protein of 624 amino acids. The record is from RefSeq and is a predicted model, not a curated record. The transcript has 13 exons. NCBI's taxonomy places the organism in Eukaryota, Metazoa, Chordata, Actinopteri, Pomacentridae.
GAGAUGUUGUUUACCUAGCAACAGGGAAGAGAUAGCAACGGUGUGUGACAAAUGUCGUUCCACACGCGAAUCUGAGUCUAUAAACUGGAAUUAGCAUGUUUCCAGACAGUCGUUACGGUGUGACAGUGAAGUAAAACUAGUAGAAUUUAGCUCACUGCUCGCUGCUAUAUCAGUCUGCCGUCUGUUUUUAUAUUUUCUUUAGCUGGAGAGACGUAGCUAACGGUAACCAGGUGGAUCUCUUCCUCCAAAGAUGUCUUUUCAGGAGUCGCCUCGUCCUUCCGACGAAGAGGAGGCUUUCUACAUGCAAUGUCGAGCUGCGUACCUAGCUGUGUUUAGAUCUAGUUUGACAAAUAUCGCUUCAAAACAGCAGUUGUGUCGUGUUCUCCAGCAGGCUGGAAGAAAUCCAUCUCAUGCCACUCUCAAUAAAUACUGGACUACUAGAACAUAUAAACUGAACUUUGACGACUUCUGCGAGAUUCUCAAGUGCGAGAAGAAAAGUGAGGAAAGUGAGCUGAUGAGAGCUUUUAAAAAGAUGGAUGUGAACGGUGAUGGCUACAUCACACACAGUGAACUGGAGAAGGCCCUAACCACUAGAGGAGACAAAAUGACAACUGAAGAAGUGAAUGCUAUUUUCUCAUUAGCUGACAUCAACAAGGAUGGCAAAUUGGACUAUGCAGAAUUCUGCAGAUUGCUCGUGUCUACAGUAGAGCAGUGUCAAACGGCUGCUUUGGAAAGGCUUGAGGCUGAUGGCAAGCUGAAGAGACAGAACUUUGGAAGUCAAUCAUACAGCCCUCCGAAGAGCUCCGUGUCAUCAUCAUCAUCAGGGAUAACAGCGGCUCAAGUGGAGGCAACUCACCGGACAGAAUCAGACACAGCACUCAAGAAAGUGGGUGUGUGUCUCUUAGACAGCCGAUCAUCCUCACGUCCUUCUUCCGCUCGCAGCAGACGCUCGUCGCUGUCGAACUCAACUACAGUGACAUCCAGCAGCACGAAGGCCAGCAAAAUCCCAGAGCCUCCAGGUUUACAGGAGUGGCAUCACAGUUACAUGAAAGGGUGCUUCUUUUUAGAGGAUGAUGGAAGUAUCAGCUCUCUGCAGUACCAGCUCCAUGUACCUGAGACAACCAGCGUCUACCUAACCAUCCAACCACUCAGCCUCAGUCACAGAACCGAUAAGACUCCAUCAUGGAUGACAGUGGACACAGCUCUUUUUGUCAUGUCAGCUGGUGAAUCCAAAGAAGACUCAACUUUAGUGUGUUUUACUGAGUCAAAAGACAAAGAAAAGUAUGUGUGGAAAGGAGAACUAAAUGCUGGGACAUACAACCUGCUUCCCUUCACCAGUGGCUGCAGAUUAAAGAAAAGAAGCAAAAAGAGCCUCUCCAAUAAAUCUGUGGAGCUGGUCUACAAGACUGACACUGGAGAACUAGACCUCACUCGGGAGCUUAGGGAGGUGCUGUCUGACAUCUUUGAGGUGAUAGAUCUGGAUGGUAAUGGUUUGCUCAGCCUGGAGGAGUACAACUUCUUUGAGCUGAGGACCAGUGGAGAGAAGUGCGAUAAAGAUGCCUGGACAGUUUGUAAAGAAAACUUUGAUAUGAGAAAGAACCAGCUGACGCGCCAGGGGUUCAUGGAGCUGAACCUGAUGGAGGCCACAGAGAAAGAUGGAGAUCCGGCAGAUUUGUGGGUCACCCUGGAAGCUAUGGGAUACAACCGCAUGCUGGAGCUUGUAGAGGCUUGUCCGUUCCAGAUUGAUGUGCACUGUGAAGGCACUCAGCCGUCCAUUCAGCCAAUCAGUACGGACUCAGGGCCCAAGCUUCUUAACCAGGCCCUCCAGAAGUCCAUCACAGCUAGGACAGGAGCCAAAGCACUGAGAGGACAUGACAAUGUCUUCAUCUACACCUACAGAGGAGAGCACAGGAUCUCCUCCCUCAUAGCCAACAAGACUAACCAGAAAGUGACUGUCCAUGUAAACAAUGAGCAGAGCAGGAACUGCUGCAGCAGCAGAGGCAUGACUGUGUUUGCUGUAGAAGUGCCAGCCAGGACUAAGAUGGUAUGCCAGCACGUGCUACCCAUUAUUGAGAAACAGGACUGGACCUACAACUGUGUGGAGACCAUACUGCCCAGCAUAUAGAGCCAUACUUCCAGAAUAGACUCCUGUUGUAUUCUAGUUAUAAUAGAAGUUGAUGGACUGAAAUAUAUUCAUCAGGAUUUAAGGGACAUACCUGUUCUCCGUCUACUGGCAUUAUAUUAUGGAUGUAAACUAGAGCACUUGUUAUACGUCAGUUGUAAUGAAUGUAACAUAUAUUUUCACUGUAACUUACAAGUUUGAAAUGGACCAUUGCAUAAUCAGUUCAACUUGUCAAACUGUUAUUGGUGUGUAGUUGUCAGAACUGAGACCCUCUGCUUGAUGGGAGCAGCAGAAACUGGAGAGGCUUGUACAACCACACAAGGUAUGCUUAAUAGUGGAGACAGUUGCUGUUUUUCUGUUAUUGUUGAAAAGAUUUAUUUUCCUUCUAUUAUUACCGUUUCUUUCAAUUUACUUUUCCUUGAGUGUGCCUUUGUCACUUUAAUAGAUUUUGUAUGAAUGUAAAAAUUGCAAUUUUUUCUGUAUCAAUAAUUAACAUCUCAAAGUUACAUUUUUUUUUUAUGUUCUUGUCACAACAUGUAAGGACAAAACUAACUUUUUUAUGUUUUCUUGUGCUUUUUAUAUUUCUCAGCUGUGGAAAGAAUUUAUUUUUAAUACUCACUUUAUGUAACAAUAGUUGUAUAUCCAAAAACUUUAACCAACGUUGCUGUCAGACUUUAGUCAAUGGAUAGCAAGUUAAUGUAUACUCUUGAAUGUAUCUCUGAAUUCAUGCCACACACCAACAUCUUGUUUCAACAGAGAAUGCAUAAAAUAAAGGAAGAUCUCUUUGAAAA